AUGAUUACCGGCACUGGUUUUCUCAUUUUAUUUGGUCUCGGUUGUCUGUUGUUUCAAUGUGAAGGUAUAGGAGUCGGAACUUUGUAAUUUCUAUUCUCAGUUUUUAUAAAUGUCAUAUUCUUUCGUUUUAUAUAUCAAUAUCUUCGUUCAUUCGUGCUUUGAGCUGCUUGCGUAGGCUGUAAUAUUUUUUGAUCGGGCAGUCGGCCAGAUUGCAUGUAAAAAUUGAGCAAUUGUACUUCAAAAUUAUUAAAGGGAAGAGCGGCACGCAUUAAAUUGGUGCAAAUAGGUAGAAAUAUGCAACGUUUUUCACAAAUUGUUUUUGGUUCGGGCAAUUUCGCGAACGUCGGGAAAAUUUUCAGCCGCCCCUCCAACAUUUUCCUCACGUACCGGUGUACGCCUACGACUUCUUGUGUUUGCCGGCCAAUCUCGUUCCCAGUGUCUCACCUCCCCCCCCCCUGCGUGUUUACGGGGCGUGGUGGAGGUGAAACCCUGUGAAACAGGUUGAUGUUUGGUUAGAUUUAAUGCUAUAAGGCAUGCAAGAAUAUCUGUAAGAGAAAAUAAAUUGGUCACAAAUACGUAAUCAGCUUCUUGCCGAGUUUUACAUCUUUGUGACCUUUGUGACAACCCCGCUCACGAUUUAGUCGUCACAUAUUCUGUGCCCCCAAAGGAAAUGAGUUGUGAGAACAAUGAUUGACCUAAACUGAAUCUAUUCAGUUGAUUACACAAGUGCAGCCUUCAAAAAACUUUUUUGGUGUCGUUUAGGACAAGUGCAACCACCAUCUAAUGGGACCAGGUUGAUAUUUUUUCCUGGAUCAACCGUAAAAAUAGAUUGGUCUUUUGUUGGUGAUAUAUCUCAAGUGGAUAUUCGGACUUGGUUUUUCAACAGUAGUGACGGUUCACGAACAGGACGACUUGCAAGAGUAAUUGAUGAUGGAAUCCCCGGACAAGAAGACUUCAGCUUGAUACCUAGGUUUGAAAUAGACAAGCCAGCAGCAUUGAUUUUAAAGAAUGUCGAUCAAAGUUAUAAUGGAAUGUAUAUCUUCAGCCUUCAAGACGGAAAGUCUGUCCAGCCUCAAUCAUCUGAAGUUGUUGUUUUUAUUGCAGGUAAGUUUUGUAGUAAAGUAGAACUUCUAAUUUUAUCAAAUUUUGCUGCAAUAUUUUCAUCAUGCAGUUCAUAUGUCCUCUAUUAACUAUGAUCAGUUCUAGAGUUGAAUGAGCAUUGUCUGGCAUGACGAAGUCAUUCAAUUUUGGAGAUAUUGAGCAAAUUCGCAAUAUUGUGUUAUAUAACAAGCUUGACUAAAAAUAGUUUAAUUUUUGGAUUUAACAAUUUUGUUCAAUCACCGCAAGGUUGUGUGCAGCACGCGGCACACCCCUUACGCCCAGGGCGCUUAUAUAUAAGCGCCCUGCUUACGGCAGAGCAGAUUCUUCCACCCGGCUCAUAAAUCGUUUCAAGUACCCUAUAUGCAUGUAAACCAGGGACGUACUAUAGCUAUAGGGACGAGCCGACGAGAACUCGUCGUGGGCCCCUGCCAUUAUGGGCCCCUAAAAUGAAAACAUUGGAAAAGAUAAAUUUUAAUUUUGAAAAUCAAGAUUAAGAUAUUACAAUUCAUAUUUUAAAAAUCCACAAUUACGAAAAUAUUACCGAAAAUUUUAACAAAUUAAUUACGGUACAUAACUCGAAAGUAACUGAAAAUGGUAUCCGAAAAUUUUUUGAACUCCCCGUCCCCGCUCGCCAACAAUUUUGGGGAAAAAAGAUUUAAUUAUUAGCAACUGAAAUGUUUCAUGUUUGAUCAGCAAAACCCCCCACCCCAAUCUUGAUCCAUCCGUCACUGGGCCCUGGCCUCACCGGGCGAUGCUCAUUCGUCGUCCUUUUCAAGACCCCAGCACGUCCCUGAGUUGUAAACAAUGCAGGACAACUUACAUGUUAGACCAAAUUUUAAUCUAAGUAAAGAGAAGGGAAUCAAACAAUACAACUAAAAAGAAGAUAAUGAAAUUAAUAAAAUUGCAAAAUUUGGUUGCGAAAUGUUAUAAAGCUUGGAAAAUAUAGUCUUGCAAAGUUUGCAAAUCUUGUAUAUGUUUGUAAUUGCGUGCGGAAAUGGUACCAUUUUCGGCUCAAAAAAGUGAGUGACGCGUCAAAUGAAAUUUUUAGUGAGGAUAUAUUACCUUGAAUAACUUUGAAUACUUCUCUGCAUUUAUCUACUCUCCUUUUAAUUAAUUUUUUGUCAAAUGUGAGAUGAGAUUAGCUAGGUUGCCUAAUCCUAGAAAAUAAUUUUUCCUACCGUCUUACUACACAUGAUUUGAUUACAUUUCAGAAAAGCCAACUGUGACAUUGACUUGUUCCAGUCCCGUCAUACUCAAUAAAGGUGAUGACUUCACAUGUGAAUGUCGAGGACCAGGUGGCAACCCUCCAGCCAGUGUAACUUGGUACAAAGAUGGCAAGAAGAUUGACAGAACAGGGACGGAAAAACCGAAAUAUUAA
This is a messenger RNA of Paramuricea clavata, 2479 nucleotides long. Lineage: Eukaryota; Metazoa; Cnidaria; Anthozoa; Malacalcyonacea; Plexauridae. The record is from the annotation of a GenBank genome assembly.